Molecule: messenger RNA, 1650 nt
Organism: Megalopta genalis
Lineage: Eukaryota; Metazoa; Arthropoda; Insecta; Hymenoptera; Halictidae
Product: cytochrome P450 6k1
Molecular function (GO): heme binding; monooxygenase activity; oxidoreductase activity, acting on paired donors, with incorporation or reduction of molecular oxygen
Source: RefSeq, a predicted model, not a curated record
UAGGAGCAGCAACUUAGCGGAUCUCUGUCAGUGUCAAUUAUCCGCGAGCCGCGAUGGUGUAUGGAACGUUGAUCUUAAAUGCUCUUCUCGUAGCCCCCGUGAUUGGGGUGCUGUUUUACUUGUACAUGAACUAUUCGCAUACUUAUUGGAGAAGAAAGGGUAUCCCUUCGACCUCAGGACAUUGGUUCUACGGUAACGUGAAAGAUGCAGUGUUGUUUCGAAAGAAUGCCGCGUUCUUGAUAGGCGACUUGUUUCUUCACGCUCCAACGGAUGCGGACAUGUACGGGAUCUACAUGCUCCACAAACCCUUUCUACUGAUCAGGAGCCCGGAACUGAUUAAACAAAUCAUGGUCAAGGAUUUCCACAUUUUCGCGGACCGAUUUUUCACCGCCGAGUCUCAUCAGGACAAGAUCGGCAGUUCUAAUCUUUUCACUAUCAAAAACCCGGAUUGGAGGCAAUUGAGGACAAAAAUAACUCCUGUGUUCACGAGUGGAAAAAUGAAGAAACUGUUCCACUUGAUAGUCGAAACCACAGAGUCGAUGAAGAACUACUUGCUGAAGGAGGUAUCGGGAUCAGAUACGAAGACCAUCGAGAUGCGUACUGUUGCCCUAAAGUACACCACGGAUAUCAUAUCCUCCAUUGCUUUUGGAAUUCAUGUGAAUUCUUUCGACAAAAACAAUGAUGAAUUCUUUAGAAAAGCGCAAGAAGGACUUACGCCUACGAUAAGACGAAGCGUACAAUUCUUCUUCAUGUUUUUCUUUCCGUCAUUUUCCAAGUACAUAGGUGGAAAAUUUUUAGGUUCCACUACGGACUAUUUUCGCAGCGUAUUUUGGGAUUCUAUGGAGAACAGAGAGAUGUCGAAAUCGAAACGGGGAGACUUAAUAGACUCCCUCAUCGAGAUUAAGGACGAUAAGAGAAACAACGAUUACAAAUUGGAAGGAGAUGUUUUGGUGAGUCAGUCAGCUAUAUUUUUCGUUGCUGGUCGCGAGUCUAGCGUGACCACGAUUUGUUUCACGCUCUACGAGCUCUCUAAAUAUCCAGAUAUACAGAAACGAGUACGCAAAGAGAUUCAAGAUAUUAUAAAAGCUGAAGGAAUAACAUACGAGAGCAUUCACAAUAUGAAGUACCUUAAUCAAGUGAUUUGUGAGAUUCUGAGGCUGUACCCAGCAGCUCCGCUUCUUGAUAGAAUCACUUCUACCGACUAUAAGGUACCAGGAACCGACAUAGUAAUAGAGAAAGGAACGCCAAUAUAUAUACCCCUAUGUGGACUCCAUCGCGACCCAAGGUACUUCCCUGACCCAGAUCGUUUUGACCCUGAUAGAUUCAGCGAUGAAAAUAAGAACAAUAUUACACAAUUCACGUACAUGCCUUUUGGAGAAGGUCCACGAAAUUGUAUUGGAAUGAGGCUUGGUAUGAUCCAGUCUGCCAUGGGAGUGAUCACGGUGCUCAGGGAUUUCGAAGUUUCACUAGAUCCCACUUACAAAUACGACGUAGACCGCUAUAACGUCUUCCUUCAAGCUCCAAAAGACUUCAUACUGAAUUUAAGGAAACUUUAAGACAAUCGCAUGGAUCUUUCAAAUACUUAUUGUAUUAUAAGCCACAGUACAUAACUUUAGGCUAAUAAACAGGCAAUUUAUAAGACAUGAGAAA